AUGAUGUAUGAGGAUAUGGCUUCCAUGACUGAUGACGUUCAGCGACGCUGCUCGCUUCCCUCGUUGAGAUCAACCACCGCCGGUACUAUGACCGGCUCUGAUGUGGGUGACGACCGCCGUCUGCCCCCUCUUCCUCGGAUUGACCCAUUGCCCCGUGGGCCUUUCAAUCCAUUCCACAUCAAGGACUCAUUUGCCCCUACAACUCCUGGUGCUCAGGAACCAAUCCAAUUUAAGUCCCCUUGGACUGGUAGCGAGCACAUCACUGCUCCACCUUCUCCUGCCAAUUCUGCUGAGAGUUCUUGGCAAGAGACUUUUGCCGCCCAAAAGGCAGCUUCGGACGAUUGGCCUUCUAAUCUCUCCCAAGGCGAGAUUAUGGGUCUCAUUGCCCCGGAACAAAUCAACCGUAAGGCACCUCUGCAACAGCUCUGUGGGCGCAAGCGUAAGAGCAGCAAUACCUCUCCCGACCCAGAUGACCAGAGGGAGAAGCAUCGUAUUGCCGAGGGCAACCGCCGUAAGAACCUGAGCCAGCUCCACCGUGAGCUUGACAGCCGAAUUCACGAUUUCUUUCUUGAACGUGCCGGCUGGAAUCGAUCCAAGAGUCUUCCCCAGUCCAAGGAGCACAUUGUCCAGGGUGCUAUCUACUUGAUUGACUUCAUGCUUUUCAUCAUUGUCAACCUCAUUCGACAGGAACAAAUUUCUCCGCAGCUUUCGGAGCGGUUACAGCCUCAGUUCCGUGUGAUGCAGCUGCAGCAGCAAAUUCAAGCCCUUCAGCAGCAAGAGCAAGCUCAGCAACAGCAAAUACGUGCCCUGAAGGCAGAGAACGAGGCCCUCGCUGACCGCAACCGGGCCUUGGAGUCCCACCUAAAGUCCUUCGACACGAUGUUCCGAUCACCGAAGGCAGAGAACACUAGCCCUCGCCUCAUCGGGGAGGUUCCAGCGCAUAAGCGCCAAAAGAGGGCACUGCCUGGCCUCCGUGUCCUUUGUGACGAGAUUGGAGCCUAUAAUGCCUCGGAGCCACCAUUCCACCAUGACCCCCUCCCAAGUGCCACAUCCCAAACCUUCAGCACCUCAUACCUUACGACCACUCCUCCUGUCACAGGGCCUUCAUCGCCGGCUUUCCCUCCAUCCCACGCCUCAUCUUUCCACUUCCCCUCAUCACGCCGCCACUCUCUUCUGACCUCUCCAUGA
Molecule: messenger RNA, 1188 nt
Organism: Penicillium chermesinum
Lineage: Eukaryota; Fungi; Ascomycota; Eurotiomycetes; Eurotiales; Aspergillaceae
Product: putative HLH DNA binding domain protein
Exons: 2
Coding region: 1-1188 (395 amino acids)
Source: RefSeq, a predicted model, not a curated record